Chaetomium strumarium is the source of this 1887-nucleotide messenger RNA. RefSeq names its product amidotransferase-like protein. The record is from RefSeq and is a predicted model, not a curated record. Bases 1 to 1887 code for a protein of 628 amino acids. Gene Ontology annotation, molecular function: glutaminyl-tRNA synthase (glutamine-hydrolyzing) activity. Lineage: Eukaryota; Fungi; Ascomycota; Sordariomycetes; Sordariales; Chaetomiaceae. Gene Ontology annotation, biological process: glutaminyl-tRNAGln biosynthesis via transamidation; mitochondrial translation. Gene Ontology annotation, cellular component: glutamyl-tRNA(Gln) amidotransferase complex; mitochondrion. The transcript has a single exon.
AUGGGUCGGAUCUCGACGACCGAGCUCAGCAGAUACCUGCUGACUGGCCAAUUGAGCCGUCGGGGUUGUUUGCACGCACAAUUUCCGCGGAUUUCGGCCAGCGCGGCCUUCGGCUCGAGUCCUCAACGCCGACACUUCGCGAGCCAAGUCGAAACGACGACACCGCGCCCCUCCAACCAUGCGACCACCGUGCCCACCACACCAGUCACUCCCCUCCGCAAGCAGCUGAAGGAGGAGGCAAAGGCGCUCAAGGCAUCUGGCAAGAAGAAGAAGAAGAACGCCGACAACCAGACCGUGCCCGGCUGGGAGCUGACGGUCGGCAUCGAGAUCCACGCACAGCUCAACACCGCCCGCAAGCUCUUCUCUCCGGCCGCGACGUCAUUCAACGACCUCCCCAACAGUCAUGUCGCGCUCUUCGACCUGGCCAUGCCGGGAUCGCAGCCGCUCUUCCAGCCCGAGACGCUGAUCCCCGCCGUGCGCGCCGCGCUCGCCCUGGGCUGCGCCGUCCAGCCCGUCAGCCGCUUCGACCGCAAGCACUACUUCCACUGGGACCAGCCGGCGGGCUACCAGAUCACGCAGUACUACCACCCGUUUGCGCGCGACGGCCGCGUCGUGCUGCACGCGCGCGACGGCAUCGCGGCCGAGGACGGCGACCGCGUCGAGAUCGGCAUCCGCCAGGUGCAGAUGGAGCAGGACACGGCCAAGACGACGGCGCAGCCCGGUGAGGUGCAGUGGUUGGACUUCAACCGCGUCGGCCUGCCGCUCAUCGAGAUCAUCACGCUGCCGCAGAUCCGGCACCCGGCUACGGCGGCCGCGCUCGUGCGCAAGGUGCAGAUGCUGCUCGGGGCUGUGGAUGCCUGUGUGCUUGGCAUGGAGGCCGGCGGCUUACGCGCCGAUGUCAACGUGUCGGUGCGCAGGGCUGAGGAUGUUGCGGCGGGGAAACCCCUAGGCACGCGUACCGAGAUCAAGAAUCUAAGCAGCUUCAAGGCGGUCGAGGACGCCAUCAUUGCCGAGCGGGACAGGCAGAUUGCAGUGUUGGAGGCAGGGGGUGUUGUCGAGGGCGAAACGCGCGGCUGGUCGCUUGGCAGCACUGAGACGCGCCGUCUGCGCGGGAAGGAGGGCGAGGUCGACUACCGGUACAUGCCCGACCCGGACCUGGGGCCGGUUGUGAUCGGGGAAGACCUAGUUAGCCAUCUGGCAUCUUCAAUGGGCGUCUUGCCUGAUACGGAGAUUGAUGAAUUGGUGGCGAGGUAUGGCUUAAGCUCCAAGGAUGCCAUGUCACUCAUGAUGCUGGACAAUGGGGCGCGCAUUCAGUAUUUCUACAACGUCCUCGAUGCGCUGGAGGAGCGACUCGGUCUGGGUGGUGACACUGAGUCUGACCAGCGGCACGCCUUGCUCGCCGCCAACUGGUGCCUGCAUGAGUUGGGGAAGCUCACCGAGCUGUCUUCCGACCUCGGCAUGACCCCCGACGGCGAGUGCCAUGUCCCGUCGACGGACUUGGCCGCCAUACUCUGCCACCUUCAUCGCAAGGAGGUAACGGCCAAGGUUGCCAAGGAGCUCCUGUGGAGCGUUUUCCGCGGCGAAGUGACCACCGGCGGCGUUACGCAAGCAAUCGAGGCUGGCAAUUUGUGGUUCAAGGAACUGUCCGAGCAGGAAUACGCGGAGCUUGCCGACAAGGUUGUCGACGGAGAGGACAAGGUUGUGCGCGAAUUCUUACGCUUCAAACAGGGCAAGCUCAAGGCCUACCCACAGGGCAAACUCAUGUUCCUCGUGGGCAAGAUGAUGCGCGCUGGGCCGGAGGAGCGGAUGGAUCCCGCCUCGGCAGAGAGAGUCAUGAAGGACAGGAUGGAGGGCGUUUAUCUCCCGGCAUUGGACGGGAAUGAGUAG